Helianthus annuus (common sunflower) is the source of this 1686-nucleotide messenger RNA. Its product is annotated as E3 ubiquitin-protein ligase SINAT3. Gene Ontology annotation, molecular function: ubiquitin protein ligase activity; zinc ion binding; protein binding. The transcript has 3 exons. Gene Ontology annotation, biological process: ubiquitin-dependent protein catabolic process; multicellular organism development. Bases 463 to 1467 code for a protein of 334 amino acids. Gene Ontology annotation, cellular component: cytoplasm. NCBI's taxonomy places the organism in Eukaryota, Viridiplantae, Streptophyta, Magnoliopsida, Asterales, Asteraceae. The record is from RefSeq and is a predicted model, not a curated record.
CAAUCUCAUUCCUCCAUCCUCCAAAACAAAAACAAAUAUACCAAAAACCUAUCAAGAAAAGAAAAGCACCCCCUUUUCUUCCCUCCCCCAGGUUAUGGAUUCAUCAUCUUUAACCUAAUUUGGGAGGGAAAAAUAAAAAAAAUGUUUUCUUUUUCUUGAUCAAGAAUACCCAAAACCCACAUAAAAUUGAUCAAGAUUCAAUCUUUUCUUUUUCUUGUUCAAGAAUAAUCAAAACCCACAUAUAAUCUUGAUCAAGAUUCAAUCUUUUCUUUUUCUUGAUCAAGAAUAAUCAAAACCCACAUAUAAUCUUGAUCAAGAUUCAAUCUUUCCUUUUUCUUGAUCAAGAAUAAUCAAAACCCACAUAUAAUCUUGAUCAAGAUUCAAUCUUUUCUUGUUCUUGAUAAAAAAUAAUCCAAACCCACAUAGUCUUGAUCAAGAUUCAACCUGUUUUCUUUUUCCAAAAUGGAAAUGGAUAACAUUGAAUGUGUUUCAACCUCUGAUGGGUUAGAAGAUGAAAUCCCACAUCAUCAUAAUCAUAAUUAUAAUCAUCACCAUCACAAUCAUCAAAACAAUCCCCAAAUCCCACAGUUUUCUUCUUUGAAAACUCAUAAUGUUAAUGUUGUUGUUCCUUUGACUAUUAAUCGCACAACCAGUGUUCAUGAGCUUCUUGAAUGCCCUGUUUGUACCAAUUCAAUGUAUCCUCCAAUUCAUCAGUGUCACAACGGACACACGAUUUGCUCCACCUGUAAGACGCGUGUACACAACAGGUGUCCAACUUGUCGACAAGAACUCGGGGAUAUAAGGUGCCUAGCGUUGGAAAAAGUGGCCGAAUCACUCGAGUUUCCAUGCAAAUACAGCUCCCUUGGGUGCCCCGGGAUCUUCCCGUACUAUAAUAAGCUUAAACAUGAGGCCUUAUGCAAUUUUAGGCCGUACAGCUGUCCGUAUGCUGGAUCAGAGUGCUCGGUUGUUGGGGAUAUCCCGUAUCUCGUUUCCCAUUUGAGGGAUGACCAUAAAGUAGAUAUGCACUCUGGAUACACUUUCAACCAUCGCUAUGUUAAGUCCAAUCCACGCGAAGUUGAAAAUGCCACAUGGAUGCUUACGGUCUUCAACUGCUAUGGGCAAUAUUUUUGUCUCCACUUUGAGGCGUUCCAGCUCAGCAUGGCUCCAGUCUACAUGGCGUUUCUCCGGUUCAUGGGUGACGAAAAUGACGCCAGGAAUUACCGUUACAGUUUGGAGGUUGGUGGGAAUGGCAGAAAACUCAUAUGGGAAGGUACCCCUAGAAGCAUAAGAGACGGUCACAGAAAAGUUAGGGACAGCCAUGAUGGGCUCAUAAUACAGAGAAACAUGGCCCUCUUUUUCUCGGGGGGAGAUAGGAAAGAACUCAAGUUGCGGGUCACUGGUCGGAUAUGGAAAGAACCGCCUAACUCUGAUGGUAGCAAUGUAUGCAUUCCAAAUCUGUGUAGUUAAACUUGCUUGUCUUGUUUUGUGGGUCCCGUCUUUAUUUAUGUAAUGUGGACCGACCCGUAGAAGAAAUCAAAAGAGAAUGGUCGAAGGGGGCGUAUUUUUCAUAUUUGUGUGGGAACUUUUUGGACAAUGAUAUCUUUGGUGUGAGUAAUCUUUAUGCAAAGCAUAUGGAUGCAACUUCUAUAUGAAGGGAAUUUUUAACAAUGUAGCAUUUUGUUCUUA